Vitrella brassicaformis is the source of this 2503-nucleotide messenger RNA. The record is from the annotation of a GenBank genome assembly. NCBI's taxonomy places the organism in Eukaryota, Vitrellaceae.
AAGGGAAAGAGGCAGAGGACGUCGAACGCGCCCCAGCCUCAAGGUUUCCAGCCUCAAGGAUGGCGUCAUCGUUAUCGCUGGAGGCGAAGCUGAAGCGCUUCAGCCUCUACUCCUCCCUCAUGGACAGAUAUCUCGGCAGCCAGGCGUCCCACGACCAAUGCGACAGCACCGACCGCCAUCUAGCGGGCGGCACCACCGCCCUCGACCAGGUCACCACCGUCCUCACCUUCCAGCGCUCCAUCUCGGACAGCAAAGUCGCACGCCACGCCCUUGCCGGCUCUGCAUGCAGCGACCUGGUCGUCAGCGGCCUCUCGCGCUCCUUCUCGGUGGCGUCGACGAGCGGCAGCCCAAACUCGGUCGUCUCAUCCGGCAAGGGCGGCCGAUCGGUGGUGUCCUUCUCUGAGGGCAAGGGCGCAUCGCCCAAUGCUGCGAUGACGAUGAUGGACGUGUGCCGCAGCGGGAGCAGUCCCAGCAUGGGGGAGGGGUCGGGAGGAGAGGGAGGAAGAGGGGCAGGGGGAGGGGCAGGGGCGGCAGGUGGUGGUGUGGGUGGGGAGGGGAUAACGAUUGAGAGGGCGCGGACGUUCAGUGGGUUUGACAAGAUGGCGGUGAAUGAGAAGGCAACCAAGGCGCUCAAGGAGUCGCUCGGCAUCCUCGUCCAAGCAGGUGUGUGUGGCGAGCACACAGGGGGGAGCAAGGAUGUCCACAUUGGAGGAUUCUGUAUUUGUGUGUGUGUGUGUCAGCGGCGGGUUCGAAGGCCAUUUCUGCGACCGACCUGAGGUCACUUGAAGUGACGCCAGACACACCCGAACGCACACCCUCUGCAUCAUCCAAGUAAGGCAAGCCAGGAGAGUCACCCAGGCCGACAAUGAAUGAGUGGAUUCACACCCACCCUGUUCGUUGGUCCGUUCGUCCCCUCUUCUCCCUCCCGCUCACAGAUUUGAUAAGAAGGACAGCCAAGACACCUCCCCCACCCCCAAAGACACCUUUCCCACCCAGGCCAAACGUACCAUCAUCAUCCACGAGGACGGCAGCGCACAAGACACCUCUCACCAGCACCAACCACCGUCGCAGCACCAGCAGCACCCCCACCCCCACCCCCACCAGCACCACGGCAGUCCAUUCCCGGAUGGUCCCAGCCCCUCCAAGACACGCACCGGUCGGCCCCCCUUCAGGACACGACCUUACGGCCACCACCCUCAUGGGCACAUGGGACGUGGCGGGGGCUACGGUGUGCCGCAUCACCACCACCACCACCACCAUGAGGAUGCAGACGGCGGAGGCAGGGGGUCGUUCCGCAUGAAAAAAUACAGGCGCGGGUGAGUGGCGGAUGGAGCCUGGGAGAGGGGGAGGGGGGCGUGCUGUAUACAUGUGUGUGUGUGUGUGUGUGUGUCUGUGUGUGUGGUUUGCCGUUUGUUGUGUGAUUUCUGUUCAGAAAGAAUUACAUCCGUGACGACCCCAUGAGUUGAUCGAUGGUAUGUGUGUGUAGUGGUGGGUCAGUCGGUCGGUGGCUGCGUGUGGCUGAAUGGUUGCGUGCGUAAGGGGUCGUUUCGUUGAAGUGUCGAUAAUAUACGUUACCUUUCUGUCUGCCUGCCUCCCACUUGCGAUGUACACAUACACACGGUUGCGGUGAUGCAGCGAGCAUAUCUACGCCCUCAUUUGCACGUUGUCAGUUUCAAACCGGUUUUGACGUGUUCAGCCACUCGGAUGCCUUCGUAUGUGGGUGUGGGUGUGGGUGGUACUUUCCUUUUUCUUAACAUGGCCUCGGUGUCGGUGUCAGUGUCGGUGUGUUCUGUCGCCUUUUUCUCCCGAUUGAAUGAAGGCCUCACUGACGUACCUGCCUGCAUAAUGCUGCUGGAUGGAGGGAUGGCUGCUGAUUUGAAGGCCAAUGGGUAUCUGUGUGUGUGGGUGGGUGUGCAUGUGUGUGUGGAUGAGAGUGUACGUUCAUUUUUUCCCCAGAGGUGGCUGUGCUGUGCUGCGAUGACUAACUGGAGUGAGAGUGAGAGUGCGGCUGGUGCUAUUUGUCUCUCUCUGGGUGCGUGUGGCUGGCUGGCUGGGUGUGCGCAUGACAAUGAUUUCAAGGACACGUGGCGGUUUAACAGUGGUGGCUGGACGCACACACACACCACCACAGACACACUCGACUUGGCCAACCUGAUGGAUGGACACAUCGCACGAGCAGUGAGUGUGCCUGUUUUUGGCACCGACCGUUUUCCAUUCACUAUCGCAACCUGGCUGAGCUGAUUGACCCCCUGACUGGUAGGGUAGGCAGAGGCGGCCGACAAACAAACCUGCAGUGUAGACAGAGCUACCCGCAGAACUGAUGGCCUCACUGACUGUGUUGCAUGCGCUGGCCCGUUUGUUUGUGUCGCGAAGGGAGGAAGGCGUAGAGUCAGUCAAAGCAGGAAAGCUGGCAGGCACAGAACGGGACGCGCGUGUGGGCGACUACCUGGCGAUAGCUGUUUGCACGAAGAUCGUUCGUACGGUGUACUUUACGGCUUGUUCG